AUGAGUAAUUCAUCUCUAUAAUCCUCAUCAUCACUUCCUUAAAUUAAAAAUAAGUUGCAUGUGGGAGAGAACCUCAUGUAUUAAAUACACAAAAAAGCCUUGCAGGAAUAUCUAAAAAGUGGCAAUAUCGAUCAAAGGAUUGUUUCAAUGAAUUUACUAAAUGUAAGUUAAUUGAACAAUGAAGAACUUGAUGUACUGCAAAAAUCUCUAAGUGCCAAAAACUAAAAAUUAGAAGGUGAUGCAGGCAAGAUAUUGUCCAAAUUUAGACCAAAAGUUAAAUCUAAUGGAUUACCACUCUAUUUCAAAAAACCCGAUUAUUCACACGAAGAUCAAGAACUCAAUUAAUUGGAAGAUCAUCUCAAAAUCGUGCUCAAAUCUAAAUUGAAUACCUGCAAAGUCUUUAAUGGGACCUAUCUUGUAGAUCCAUCCAUAUCAGAUCUUUAAAGGACCAAUUAAAAAUCUAAAUAACCCUAAUAAUAAUUUAUUUACUUUCCUGCCAUUAAGCGAUAACCAAGUUAAGCUAAUUUAAGGGAUGGCUAAUAAAUUAAUUAAAAAGUAGUCAAUUAAAGAUUGCAUGACUCUGAAUUAACUUUGUAAGAAUUAAGGGAAAGAUAUAAGGAAUCAAAACUAAGUGACUUCUAAAAGUAUUUUUUUUAAUUGAUUGAUGAGGGGGAUCUUGGGGAACUGCAAUCUUUAUUCAAACAAAAGGAAAUAACUCAAAACAUUCUGAACAGUCCAAAUCAUAAAGGGUACUACCCUAUUCAUUUAGCCAUCAAAUAUAAGAAUCCACUAUUAUUUAAGUUGUUUUAAUAAAAUGGAGCUGAUAUGGGUGUGUUAACUAGGAAGAAGAAAUCAAUAUAAUAAUUAUUAGAAAUAUAUUAUAAUGAUGAAAUCUACGAGUUAAUUAAUGGUAAAAAGAAAGGGAAAUUAUAAUUAUGA
Messenger RNA from Paramecium tetraurelia, 939 nucleotides. RefSeq lists its product as uncharacterized. Gene Ontology annotation, molecular function: protein binding. The record is from RefSeq and is a predicted model, not a curated record. NCBI's taxonomy places the organism in Eukaryota, Ciliophora, Oligohymenophorea, Peniculida, Parameciidae. The transcript is spliced from 3 exons.